AUCUGUGCAUUGUGAAAGUCUGGCUCGGCAGCGAAAGGGUUUUCUGAGCCCCGUUAAAGUACUUUCUAUGCAGACACAUAAAGGGAGCGUUACAGAGAGGAGACGAUAUAGAAGGAGUUAAACUGCAGCUGACCUGUGCAGAGCAUCCAUAUACUGUAGCAGGUUUCAGGACAUUGAGAAACCAUGGCCAAUUUUAAAGGACAUGCUCUGCCAGGAAGCUUCUUACUUAUAAUUGGCCUUUGGUGGUCAGUCAAGUUCCCGCUAAGGUACGCGUGCAAGAAGAAUAAGAAAGUGUGUUUCCUAGGAUCAAAAACGGGAUUACAGAGGUUGGAUAUAAUCGAAGGAGCCGUAAAAGCUGUGUUUGCUUCAGUAGGGAUGCUAGCAGAGCAGUUUGUACCCGAUGGGCCGCACUUGAAGUUGUACAAUUAUGAAGAACAGCAGUGGAGUCACUUAAUGAACUGGCAACAUUCCACCAUGUACUUCUUCUACGGCAUCUCGGGGGUGGUGGAUAUUAUCACCCACACCACCAAAGCUGUACCCGUGGCAGUAGACAGGGCAAUGAUGUCAAUUGCUGUCUUUGUUGAAGGGUUUCUAUUUUAUUAUCAUGUUCACGGGAGGCCGAUGCUAGAUACUCAUAUACACACGCUUCUGUUGGUGGCUAUAUUUGGUGGAUCUCUGUGCAUUUUCCUGGAAAUAUUUCACCGCGGGAACAUCAUCCUUGAAUUAUUCAGGUCUAGUUUAUGUAUUCUGCAAGGCAGCUGGUUCUGGCAGAUUGGCUUUGUACUUUUCCCACCUGGCGGCGGCCCUGAGUGGAACCAAAUGGAUCACAAUAACGUGAUGUUUAUUACAAUGUGCUACUGUUGGCACUAUGCGUUUGCGCUCCUUAUUGUUGCAGUUAAUUAUGGCAUCGUCAUAUGUGUGGUUAACUCGAAAAUGAAGUCUGCUCAGCCGAUGGAGAUGGAAUUGCUGAAAUCCCGUGAGCGAGAGCAAGACUCCGAAGAUGAAAUAUAGGGAACGAUGCAACCGAUUCUUUUUUUUUAAUAAUAUUUAGAACAGGGGUGAAACAGUUUUAGAAUUGAAUUGGAUAUUUUCAUUUUAUAUCACGGCGUAACGUCCCAGCUAUCCUCUGUCUACAGCUCUCAAGGACUAGAAUUCGAUGCCCCUAGUCUACGAUUCGGAAUUACAUCAUAUAUCACUCCCUAAAUCUGGGAGUUAUGGUGUGUGAAUUUUGCUGUUUAAUUUGUGCUGGAAGUUAUCUUUCGCCAUUCAUGCACCUUUAAUUUGCUUGCUCUAAAUCAUUCCAUAAAUACUAAUCAUUCCUAGAGGUAACUUGAAGAUCAUUUUCUGAUAGUUAAAAAAAAAUACAUAGAUUACAAAUCGACUGCGGUGCUCCUUCAAGGUGU
Spea bombifrons (plains spadefoot toad) is the source of this 1403-nucleotide messenger RNA. It is a transcript of the gene TMEM45A, whose product is annotated as transmembrane protein 45A. The record is from RefSeq and is a predicted model, not a curated record. Lineage: Eukaryota; Metazoa; Chordata; Amphibia; Anura; Pelobatidae. The transcript is spliced from 6 exons. The coding region runs from base 184 to 1011 and encodes 275 amino acids.